Messenger RNA from Mesocestoides corti, 3375 nucleotides. NCBI's taxonomy places the organism in Eukaryota, Metazoa, Platyhelminthes, Cestoda, Cyclophyllidea, Mesocestoididae. The record is from the annotation of a GenBank genome assembly.
AUGACGCCAGAUUUCGGUUCUGGUGGGUUGCUGGAGGAUUGUUUGACGACCAACGGACACGAACUCGAGGCAGCCGUAGAGGUCUUUCGGGACGUCGAGGCUCUCCUCGGGCUGGCUCAGGAACUCGCAAACCGAAAGGCGUCCACGAGCGACUUUCAACCUUCGGACGGACUUUCCACUCAAGAGAAUGCAAUCGUACUGAUCGAGCGUUUGUAUGGACACGACAUCGCGGUUGCCGUCCAGCUGGCAUGUGACUGCUUUCAUCACACAGACGAUGCCUCCUUGCUUCCACCUGCCCAGCUCACCCUUUGCCUAGACGUCCUCUGGAUGCUCGCUGUUGCAGCUGGAGCCGGCACUGGACCUGUGGAGGAAGUUCAAACAGGCGGCACUUUCAGCGGUUCCGUGGACUCCUCUACGUCCACGCUAAUCGGUCAGAGAAGUAAACGUAGCAGUGUGAGCAGUGUCUUGCCUGAAGUUGAGCAGAGUUACACAAGAACACCUGCUCUCGAUCGAUGGCUCGCAAGGCAGGACGAGCGCCUAUUAGCUUGGUGUCAGGACGUAACUGGCUCACCAGAUCUGUUUAACUACAAGGCGCGCCUGGAAAAAUCGCCAUUGCAAAACUUAGGACUAGCAUUUCACCUCAUCACAAAGGAAUUUGCGGUGCCCCGUCUUCUGGAAACUGAGGAUCUCUGCUCCCUCGACGCCAUCGACGCACGAUCCGUCGCCAUUUACCUAACUGAACUUCGCUCAGCUGUUGAAAAUGACAGAAAGCGGAGAAACAGACCGAGUUUUGAAAUCUGCACAGCUGCAAUGGAGAACCUGCUACAAGUAGGUCCCAAUCUGGAGCUUGACCCUGGCGUUACAGUCACCGUUACAACAACCUCCUCUCGAAGCUCCUCUCCCACGGCCUCAGAAUUAACUUUCUGUUCCGAAGACGCAAGUGAACCUGAGAACAUCAACCAACUUGAAGAUUCUCAACUUACGCUGGCCGAUUUUCAGCACAGUGUUGAACGAAAUCUUGCGUGGAUGCUCUCCAUGGAAGAAAGAUUGGGAAACAACUUUCAGGAUCUGCAGCCCUUUUUUGGAGACAAGAAGGGCGAAGAAAAUAUCGUCUUUGAAGAUAAGACUGCGAUUCAAGAAGCAAGGGACAUUACUGCCUUAGAAAAUUCACAAAUCCUUGACGUUUCCUCUUUGGCUGAGGGAUUUCUCACUCGGUUGGAGGCCGCUAGGAAACAGUUCAACACUCAUGAAGAUCUCACUGCUCACCUAGCUAAACAUCAGGCAACCGUGAGUCGUUGCCUACGUUACGGCCACCGACUUGUAAACCUCGUGGAAAGGGUUCAACGGAUGUCUGCCACGAGUCGCUCUUCUACCAGUGUUGAUGAAUUUAACAAUGAGAGGUCCCCGAUGGAACACCUUCGGUCUGUCCAGUCUUCUGAGGUGUUACUGAUGGCCAGCGUUCUCCAUGCUCGGUGGACGAAUCUCAGUAAAGCAACUGAGAUGGGCAAUCAGUUUCUUGCAAAUUGCCUAUUAAAAAGACAGGAAGCCUUGUUACGAGCCGUGGAGAUACAGCUUGGAAAGCUUGAGUGGGAAAAAGACCGACAGGAAACAGAGCGAUUUGGGUGCAGUAUUCAAGAGCUGAAGUCACAACUAAGUGCCAAUCGACGCCUAGAAACGUGCAUCGAAGCCAGCGAGGGCCUGGCGCAGCGCAUGCAGGACAUCGUCAUUCUGGUCCCCUCCGAGACACCGGACGCGCGGGACGCGGACUUGGAGGACCGUAUUGCCGCACUGGCGACUCGUUGGAGUCGCUUGGUCGAAUGGGUUCACACGCACUACGCUCAGCUGCAAAACGCCCUGCUGCACUGGCGUCACUUUGAGGAAGAGGCCGAGGUUCUUGCAGACUGGCUUGGCCAAAUAGAAAAGGAAGUCCACACUAUCGAGCUAUCAAAAGCCCAAGAAAUUCAGGAGAAAACAGAGAAGAGGGAAGCGACUGCAGAAGUGGCGACUGCACCUCUAUGUGAAGUGAAUCUUGCUGAUUUGGCCGUUUCGGAAGCAGUAGUGGCCUGCAUUUCUCGUUACGAGACGCGUUGGGCCCAGCUAUUGGCGAGUCUGGAUAGACGCGCUCGGACCGUGCGCGAGGCCUGUGGCGAUUCAAUAGAGGUGCAACGAGCGGUUGAGUCACGUGUGGACGCUCUUGUUUCACAUUGGACUCAGCUUACAGAACCACUACCUGACUGGGAAGAGGACUCGAAUUGUAACGCAUUUAGGACUAUCACUCCCUCCGCGGUGAUGGAGGCGGAACACUCUGAAGUCAAUUUACGUCAAAGAACUGCGAAAGAUGAGGGAAAGAGAAUUGCUGAGGGCACCGCAAGUGGUCACCCGGAGAAACGUAUUAGUCUUGAUUCAGGUCGCGUUGCUUUGAUCCCAACGGGGUACCGAGCCGAAUUCGAACGUCGGGCUGAAAAACUUCUAAACUGGCUUGAUUCCAGAGCAGAAGCUCUGGAAUUAGUAACCAUGCAGAAGUCCGACCAGGGAGCGCAAAUUGAAGGGAAUACAAGCCAAAGCAAUAAUCAGGCUCCAGAGUCCCUUAAUGAAGUGCUAGAGCGUGUUGGAAAUGAACUUUCCGACGCCAAAGAAAACAUGGCACUUGUCUAUUCCCUGGGAGAGCGAUACCGAAAAGAUUUGAGCCAAGCUGGAGAAAAUGUAGACGAGUUGGAUCAAUUGUUCGAUGACAUUGACGAAAGAUGGGCCCUUCUUGACCAACUCUUCAAGAAAGCCACCCUGGAGUCAAACGCGCAAAACGCAGGUCUUCAGAAGGUCGCUUCGCCUGAAACAAAAUCCCAUUCGUCAGCGCACUCUACUCCCCAAAAUAUUUGUGAAUCUGUGGAGACCUUCAGAAAGUGGCUUCAAAAUGCGAAAGACGAAGCGACCUGCUCCAUUAAGUGCGAAGAUGGAAACCAACUGGAUAAUGUCAUAGCAAAUUUCACUCGCACAGUCCAAUUGCAACCUCGGACGUCGAUAAUUGAGCAAUUUCUUGCAACUUUGACAACGCCAGACAUGAAAGAAUUGACCGAAAAGUGGCAACAGCUCCGGCAGUUGAUUAAUGAACGAAUUACUGUGUUGCACAACCUCUGCGAAAACCACGACAUGUUCAUACCGCCUUGCGGAGUUGAUGAUGCCACUCGAGUCGCGAAGUUGUGCACCCGCUCCGUAGUUCGACUGAAGUGCAUGCAAGGGCCCCACCUCCCACCGCCGGUGACUACGUGGUGCACAAACAAACCAUGCACGCUUGUGAAGAGCCGACACGUUGCGUUUUCCAUUAAGUCGUGCGGCGCACAGCCCCCACUACUCUUGAACUUUGUCACUUACCCAUAG